AUGAUUUUAAUUAAUGAUAUAAAAUUUGCAUGUAUGGAAUGUAUAAGAGGUCAUAGAUCUUCAUCUUGUAAACAUCAUGAUAGACCUUUAUUACAAGUUAGAUCAAAGGGAAGACCAGGUGGUUAUGCAAAUGGAAAUCCAAAUCAUAGAAUAGCUGUAUUUGCUGAACAAAUUGCACCUACAAAAAGUAAUUCUUCUUUAUCAUCUUCAACUUCAAAUUCUGCAUCAUCAAGUACAGUUGAGAGCAUUAAUUCAACGUUAAAUAAUGAAAUAAUUAUUGAAAAAAUUAACGAAGAAAAACUGCAGUCCAAAAAAAAUUGUAAAUCACAACCAAUUAUAAUAUUAAAAUCAUCUUCAAAACAAGUUAUAGAUUUAAGUAAUGGAGAAAUAGUUGGACCUUAUGAUGAAAGUAAAACUGGUAGAAAUAAAUUAGAAAAACCUCAAAUUCAACAACAACCUUUAAUAAAAGAUGAAAGUUUCAUUACUUCUUCUGGUUGUUGUAUACCUAAAAUUAAUAAAAGAAAUAAUAAUAAUACAAAUGGUUGUGGAUGUUGUGGUAAUAAAAAGAAAGAUCAAAGUAAUAUUAAUAAAUCAAAAAUUUUACAAACAUAUAUUGAAAAUAAAUUAAAUGAUCAAAUUACUUCACAACUACCUAUAAAACAAGUUAAAUUUAUUACUGAAAAUCCACAACUUGAAAAUAAUAUAAAAAAUGGAGAUCAUAAACAACACUUACAAUCAGAAAAAUCUUUGAUAAAUGAACCUAUAUUUGAUGUUGUUCCUGUUUCAUCUUGUUCAAUACCUGGGACUUGUUGUUGUGAUAAUGAUUGUAAAUGUACUGGCUGUAUUGUACAUGGAAAUCUUAAAAUAGAACCAAAUACUCAACAAGAAAACUUUCAACAACAAGAUCAAUCAAAGUUUAUUAUUGAUCAAGACUCAAAAUCUGAGAAUUUAAUAUUCAACACUAUACAACCAACUCAUAAUAAUAAUUUGCAAUAUCCUCCAAAUCAAGAAGAUCUACCUAAAAGUCAAUUUCAAAACUCAAACCAAUAUAUACAAGAUCAAUCUCCAACUCCAAUCUGUUCAUGUCCUCCAGAUUCAUGCGAUUGUUUCAAUUGCGAAUCUCAUGGAAUAUUAAAUGGGUACAGAUUAGAUGACUUUUUCAAAAAUCAAACAAAUCAACAACUUUUAUAUAAUGCAUUAGUUUCUGAUUUCAAUUUUGAUGAUGCAAUCUUUAAUACUCAAUUACAAAAUAAAAUACCAGCUACAUUACCUCAACAACAUAACACUCAACAACCAAUCCUACCUGUAAACAAUAAUAAUGGAUACAACAAUAAUCCCAAUCAACAACAAAACUCAAGUAACAAUGCAAAUCAAUACUUUAGUGAAAAUUUUAGUGGAAAUUAUAAAAAACAAUACUAUGAAAACCAUGAAAAUCAUCAUCAAUAA
Lodderomyces jiufengensis is the source of this 1446-nucleotide messenger RNA. It is a transcript of the gene MAC1, whose product is annotated as Mac1p. The transcript has a single exon. Gene Ontology annotation, molecular function: copper ion binding; DNA-binding transcription factor activity, RNA polymerase II-specific; RNA polymerase II cis-regulatory region sequence-specific DNA binding. Gene Ontology annotation, cellular component: nucleus. The record is from RefSeq and is a predicted model, not a curated record. NCBI's taxonomy places the organism in Eukaryota, Fungi, Ascomycota, Pichiomycetes, Serinales, Debaryomycetaceae. Gene Ontology annotation, biological process: positive regulation of transcription by RNA polymerase II; intracellular iron ion homeostasis; intracellular copper ion homeostasis. The coding region runs from base 1 to 1446 and encodes 481 amino acids.